Molecule: messenger RNA, 1740 nt
Organism: Quercus robur (English oak)
Lineage: Eukaryota; Viridiplantae; Streptophyta; Magnoliopsida; Fagales; Fagaceae
Exons: 1
Coding region: 1-1740 (579 amino acids)
Biological process (GO): proteolysis
Molecular function (GO): protein binding; aspartic-type endopeptidase activity
Source: RefSeq, a predicted model, not a curated record
AUGCCACCCAAGUCCAGGACGACACGGAAUAUGAGUGUCGUACCCUCACAGGCAGAAUCCAGGCCAACGACGCCUCACCAAGAGCAACUUAACCAAACGGAAGGUGCCAAUAGAACGGGGGCUGAUCCUCAGCCUCAAACAAGAGUCUCCGUGGACAAUGUCAACACCUUUGUCGAAGUAUUACAAUCAUUGCAGCACUCGCAACAACAAAUGAUGGAAGAGAUUCGUCAACUGAAGGCAGACAAAACAAAAGAGAAAGACAGUCAGCAUGACCCGAAUCAUGUAGCAGACAAAGAAGAGACACUGGCAGGAGGUGUCCCUCGGAAUGUAGAACAGCGUUUCAUCACCAUGGCUGAGGUAGCGGCUUUCUUGGAGCAAGAGAGAGCCCGAACACCAAAGGAGAGGUUUUACGCAAGGAGACCUCCCUAUCCUCUAAAAGUACUCAGCAAGUCGUACCCCGAGAGAUAUGAAUCAAGGGCCUUUGCCCAGUACGAUGGCAAGAAGGGAAGUGCGGUAGAGCACGUGAGCAAAUUUAUUGACACCCUUGGCCUUUACGCAGCAGACGAAAACUUAUGUCUGCGGGAGUUUUCAAAGUCACUAUGCGACUGGGCAUACACCUGGUACAUCGGUUUAAAACCAGGAUCAAUCCUAACCUGGGAUGACAUGGUGGACGUAUUUUGCACUAAAUACUUUCACGGGGAAGAAAUGGUGACGCUUGCAACUCUGCAGGCGACAAAGCAGAGGAAUGGAGAGGAUCUGAUGGAGUACAUCAAAUGGUUCAGGGACAUAGCACUUGAUUGCUAUGAUCACUGUGAGGAGAGGACGUUGGUAGAAAUAUGCAUGACCAAUAUGAUUCGGGAGUUCAGAGCUGUCCUGGAGAAUUUGGAGAUUUCCCAGUUUGCACAGCUAUUGCAGAAAGCUAGAAAGACAGCUCAGUCCGUGAAACCCAGUUCAGACAAGAGGAACGUGCCGCAGGCUAUUGCGGUGUCCACUGGAAACCAGAGAAGGAAAACAGAGGGGAGGGAGUAUGAUACACCCCCACCCCUACCAUGCACUCCUAAGGAGCUGGAUGUGCUACUUGACAAAUGGAUAGCGGAUGGGAUCUUUAAACCCAACCAGGUUUCUAGAGAGCCUACGGAGGAAGAAAGGAGGGAUCCUCGCUUCUGUCGCUUGCACAACUAUGUACAAUAUCCCACCGCAGAAUGCUGGGCGCUCUGCAGGCUGGUGUACCACAGGAUCAAAGAAGGCACAUUAGAGCUGACCCAGCAGGAAGUCCAAAGAAACCCACUCCCAAACCACAAGGGAAAGGGUGUAGCAGCAGUAGUGAUACGUGCAGACCCGGGAAAAGACGAGGAAGAAAACUUGGCCCUGCCUGCCGCGGCGAUUACCACUCUUCAGCAGAGUGCUAAGUUCAAAAAUCUAUUCGACCAAUUGGGACUUACAGCAAAAGAAAGAAAAAUAGCCACGAAAGCUUUGGUAAGCAUCGCCUCCGGAGCAGGGGUGGAAUGCCUGUCAGCAGGGAUGUCAGAAGACAGGGCCCUCCUGCAAGAAUCAACAGAAAUCACAUUUAGCAGUGAAGAUAUGGAAGUGGGGCACCCAAAUCAUAGGAGGCCCCUUUAUUUAGCAGCAUCUAUAAAUCAAAUCCCCAUCAAGAGGGCCUUGGUGGAUACAGGUGCUUCCGUAAACCUCAUUCCAUUAAGCACCCUGCAAGCCGCAGGAAUUUCAGAGAAAAAGAUCUAA